UUAGCGUUGUUUUAUGGGAGGCGGGUGCUGCCGUCAAAUCGAAACCACGGCUACAUAACACUUAUUGUGUGAACUACUUUCAGAAGUUACACCUAGCUCGGUGUACUUCGAGAUAGUACUUACGUUUAGUUCUUGCAAAACGCGAGUGCUGUUCCAUCCAUUAUUGUAUUUUAUCCUUGUAUGAAUGGAAUACGUUAACUUGAGUAUAUUGGCUAAAGCCUGCUCUACUGGUAUAUUGGCUCGCUGCAGCACUGUUUAGAAAUACGUAUAAUAACGUGCACUCGUGUAUUGCAAGAACUGACCAAACGUGUUCUGUGUUACAUCUGUAGAACAACGACACACUGCUGUACCUUCAUGAUGUUACUAGUACUGUUGCUGCUGUUUGUACCGGAGCAGGCGCUGUCCGACCUGCGGAUCUUGGGAGGCACGAAUGUCAGUCAUACCGACUACCGCUUCGUGGCUAGAGUCGAGGCUAUAGUCGCGUCGAAGCGGAAGCACUACAAACACCAGGUCCAGGAUGUGCACGUGUGUACGGGCGUCGUGCUGUCCGAGUUCUGGACGCUGACGGCUGCGCACUGUGUGGUGGAGCUGGAGGACCUCACACAGAAAGGCAGCAGAAUUCCAAGAAAGGCCGUAGUUCGGGUUAAUUCCUACACGGGAACGAGGCAGGGGCCAGAGGGACAACCGGAAGACAUUGCACCGGUACCGACACCAGCAACUACUGCAGCACCUACUCCGGCAACAUUAGCAGAAACAGUCCUAUAUACACACGUAACAAGGCCAAAACCGUUCAAGAAAAAGCCAUGUCCUGACCGUGAGCCCGAGACCACGGCGUACGACAUAGUGGAGAUGCACAAACACUCGGGGUACAGGGACGUGUCUGUCAAUGAGAACAUUCACGUAAAAAACGACAUCGCCUUGCUGCACACUGAGCAGAUCCCGCUCCAAGAGUACGGCAAGAUUGGCAGCGGAGACUUUACUUCUUUGGUAGGAUACCAAUCGAAAAUUCUAGGUUAUGGUACAAGUCAGCUCAGGGCGGACCUCAGACUGUUGCAAGCAUUGCACGUGCUGGUCGUGGAAUGUCCGCAAGACCACGAGAUGUACCCGGCCAUCUGUGUGGCGGCGCGCUGCAAGACGGAGCGCGCCGUGCUGUGCAAGGGGGACGCGGGCGGGCCGCUCAUCACCUUCUUUGGAGUUAUUGGCAUCAUCGGGAAGAAUACCAACGUGCAUUGUCUUCAAACCACCGUCUCGGCCAGCACCACUGUUGGACAUCUGUUGCCAUUAAGUCCGUACCUCACUUGGAUAACCAGUCAUAUACUUAGGACAGACCCAGAGCCAGAGCCAGACGAUUGCAGAUAAUAUGUGAGAACGAAACUAUUUGUACGUUUGACCGUUUUUGUAACUAAACUGGGCUACUUCCACACGAAAAUAAAUUGUUGUCGUUUGUCUUUAUAUGUUUUUAAUAAAUAUUUUUUC
Spodoptera frugiperda (fall armyworm) is the source of this 1476-nucleotide messenger RNA. RefSeq lists its product as uncharacterized. Gene Ontology annotation, biological process: proteolysis. Bases 355 to 1359 code for a protein of 334 amino acids. Gene Ontology annotation, molecular function: serine-type endopeptidase activity. NCBI's taxonomy places the organism in Eukaryota, Metazoa, Arthropoda, Insecta, Lepidoptera, Noctuidae. The transcript is spliced from 2 exons. The record is from RefSeq and is a predicted model, not a curated record.